AUGUCGUCUUUUGCGCUGGAGAAGGAAUCGCCUUUGGGCUUCCUUUACAAUAAUGCUGCCGCCGGGGCUUUGUCAAAUGCAUACAACACUUUCCAAGAGAAGAGGGAAGCGCUGGGCCUCUCAAACCCUGGAACAGUUGAGAACAUUGCUAGAGAAGUUCAACGCGAUGUAUUUCUCAACAACUACACAUUCUCUGGUCUGAGAGCAGAUCUCACCAAGCCUUUCAGCAUGGCACCUUUAUUCCAAGUCUCCCAUGCAUUUUCUAUGGGAUCCCAAGGCUUACCCCCAUACACGUUUGGAGCGUUGUUCGGCACAAGCAAGAUCUUUAUGCAAGGAAACAUGGACAAUGAAGGGCAGCUUACCACUAGAUUCAAUUACAGAUGGACCCCAGCUUUCGUUACCAAGACACAACUUCAAGUCGCCCCCGGUCAAGCUAUGAUGCAAUUAGACAACGAGUAUACCGGACAAGAUUUCACAGCUUCAAUCAAAUCUCUCAACCCUUCGAUACUUGACGGAGGAUUCACCGGUAUUUUCAUUGGUCAAUAUUUACAAGCCGUUACCCCAAACCUUGCUUUGGGUUUGGAGGCUGUCUGGCAGCGAGCAGCAAUGAACCAAGGUCCCGAAACUGCGGUAUCAUAUUGUGCUAAAUACAAGGGUAGUGAUUGGAUUGCUAGUGCUCAAUUGCAAGCGCAAGGAGCUGUAAACACAUCGUUCUGGAGAAGAUUGACAGAUAAGGUCGAAGCUGGUGUGGAUCUCAACUUGCAAUUCGCGGGGUUGUCUGGAGCUGGAAUGAUGGGAGGACCAAUUAGAAAAGAGGGUGUCACAACUGUUGGUGCUAAGUAUGACUUCAGAAUGUCUACUUUCAGAGCUCAAGUCGAUUCAACUGGAAAGUUGAGCUGCUUAUUAGAGAAGAGAGUUGCACCACCUGUGCAACUUACUUUCGCAGCUGAGAUGGACCAUUUCAAGCAAGCAGCAAAGAUUGGAGUAGCAGUUUCCAUCGAAUCUGGUGACGAAGCGGUCGAAGAACAAGCAAUGGCAGUCGGAGGUGCCCCACCUCAAAUCCCAUUUUAA
Messenger RNA from Botrytis fragariae, 1071 nucleotides. Its product is annotated as putative mitochondrial import receptor subunit tom40 protein. The transcript is spliced from 3 exons. Lineage: Eukaryota; Fungi; Ascomycota; Leotiomycetes; Helotiales; Sclerotiniaceae. Gene Ontology annotation, cellular component: mitochondrial outer membrane; mitochondrial outer membrane translocase complex. Bases 1 to 1071 code for a protein of 356 amino acids. Gene Ontology annotation, molecular function: transmembrane protein transporter activity. The record is from RefSeq and is a predicted model, not a curated record. Gene Ontology annotation, biological process: protein import into mitochondrial matrix.